AUGGCAACUCCAAGCAGAGCCUGUUGCUCCAUACCCCCCAUUGUCUCUGAGGGCUACAAAUAUAAGGGUGGGUUUGAAACUAUCGAUGGAUUGAAAACCUACGUGACUGGGCCCAAAGACUCAAAGCAUGCGAUAUUAAUCAUAUAUGAUGUGUUCGGAUUCUUUGACCAGACAAUUCAAGGGGCAGAUAUCCUCGCCAACUCUGACUCCAAGCGGAAAUACAGAGUUUUCAUGCCGGAUUUCUUUGAUGGAAACCCAGCCGAUAUCAGUUGGUAUCCUCCUCAGACCGAGGAUCACCAGAAGAAGCUAGGGAACUUCUUCCAAACCCAGGCUGUUCCACAGAAGUCUCUUCAGAGGAUCCCGGGAAUUGUUGCCGCCGCGAACGAGACGGCAACUGCUGGGAAAUUUGAGUCUUGGGCAAUCUUGGGACAUUGCUGGGGAGGAAAGAUCGCAACUCUAGUAGUUUCUGGCGACGGUGGACUGUUCAAGGCAGCUGUACAAUGUCAUCCUGCCAUGCUGGACCCUAAUGAUGCAAAGAGCGUUGCAGUGCCUAUGGCACUUCUGGCAUCAAAAGACGAACCAGCCGAAGAUGUCGAAGCUUUCGAAGCCAACCUGACGGUCCCUCACCACGUCACGACGUUUCCUACGCAGAUCCAUGGCUUUAUGGCAGCGCGCUCAGACCUCAAAGACGCAGCAGUUCGCAAGGAGUACGAACGCGGCUAUCAAGUGGUGCUGGAGUUUCUCAGUAGGUACACAUAG
Cladophialophora yegresii CBS 114405 is the source of this 759-nucleotide messenger RNA. Its product is annotated as carboxymethylenebutenolidase. The coding region runs from base 1 to 759 and encodes 252 amino acids. The transcript has 4 exons. Lineage: Eukaryota; Fungi; Ascomycota; Eurotiomycetes; Chaetothyriales; Herpotrichiellaceae. Gene Ontology annotation, molecular function: hydrolase activity. The record is from RefSeq and is a predicted model, not a curated record.